This is a messenger RNA of Vigna unguiculata (cowpea), 441 nucleotides long. RefSeq lists its product as uncharacterized. The record is from RefSeq and is a predicted model, not a curated record. Lineage: Eukaryota; Viridiplantae; Streptophyta; Magnoliopsida; Fabales; Fabaceae.
AUGGAUUGGCUGUCCACCAAUCGCAUUCUCAUCGACUGUCGGGAGAAGAAGAUGUUGUUCUCCAACUUAGAGGAGCCUGAGUUGUUGUCUUCCCAUGGGGUUAUGAAGGAAAUCCAGGACAACGCACAAUGCUAUAUGAUCUAUGCCAGGAUAGAAGUUGAGAAGGAGGAAAGAAUAAUAGUGAUACCCGUGGUCUGGGAAUUUGAGGAUGUCUUUCCUGAAGAGGUGCCAAGUUUACCCCCUUGGAGAGAAGUCGAGUUCUCCAAAGACUUAGUACCAGGAGUUGGUCCUGUGUCGAUAGCGCCUUACCGCAUGGCUCCAGCGGAGUUGAUGGAGUUAAAGAGGCAGAUAGAGGAAUUGCUUGAGAAGCAGUUUAUACGGCCAAGUGCUUCGCCGUGGGGAGCGCCUAUUUUGCUAGUAAAGAAGAAAUAUGGUAGCUAA